Messenger RNA from Saccostrea cuccullata (small rock oyster), 414 nucleotides. Its product is annotated as ficolin-2-like. NCBI's taxonomy places the organism in Eukaryota, Metazoa, Mollusca, Bivalvia, Ostreida, Ostreidae. The coding region runs from base 70 to 387 and encodes 105 amino acids. The transcript is spliced from 3 exons. The record is from RefSeq and is a predicted model, not a curated record.
UUUAAUUCAGGGGUGUACGAAAUCUACCCCUAUGUUACCAUUACCAGUCCUGUCCCGGCAUACUGCGAUAUGACUACAAUGGGCGGGGGAUGGACGGCAAUCCAAAAGCGAAUUAAUGGAUCCCUGGACUUUGACAGGACCUGGACGGAAUAUAAAAAUGGUUUUGGCGCCCCAGAACAGGAUGUCUGGGUUGGAAAUGACGUUAUCCAUCAAUUAACCAAAGAAGGUACCUCAUCCCUGUAUGUGACCAUAACUCUACAGAAUAGUACAACGCUGUAUGAAAUGUACGACGGAUUCUCUGUCUCCGACGAAGCAGGAAAAUAUCAACUCUUUCUUGCAGGACCUGCCACGGGAACCUUGGGUAAGUGUAUCUACGUUAAUUCCUAAAGGUAUGUCGCACGUGAAAUUUGUGAG